GCAAGGAAAAACCCUACCUAACCCCCAUUUUGAAAAUAAAAAUCCUUCCUUUAUCAUCUCCUCUUUGCCGGUUCCGAGCUCUGCGAAUCACGUCCUGAGCUCCGACCGGCUAGUAUCUCCGGUGAUCGUCGCUUCGAUUUCUUCUUCUCCUCCGAUGGCAUUUGCUCCAGUAGCAGCUCAGUCCGCCAUUAGGGUCGGGAAAGCAGAAAACGCGCGGCAAAUUGCUUUUCCCUUCGGAGGAGUCAGCAGGAGACAGAGCUUCCUCGUUCCCCGGCGCCGGCCCACGCUGGCCAUGUCUGCCGCACCAGCCCAGCAGCUUGAUCUUCAAAUGCCGGCUUCGAAGAAGCUGGACUUGCCUGUCAUGGUAAACAGUUGUUUAGGCAAAAUGGGUCAGGCAGUUAUCAAGGCUGCGGACUCUGCAGGACUCAAUCUUGUUCCCUUGUCCUUUGGCUGUGCAGAGGACGCUGGGAAAACGAUCGAGGUGUGCGGGAAAGCGAUUAAGGUGCAUGGUCCUUCAGACAGAGAAAGCGUCCUAGCCUCUGUGUUCGAUGAAUACCCGAACUUGAUUGUGGUUGACUACACGGUACCUGAUGCAGUAAAUAGUAAUGCAGAGUUGUACUGCAAGGUUGGGGUGCCUUUUGUCAUGGGGACCACUGGAGGAGACAGGAACCGUUUGUACAAAACUGUGGAAGAUUCGAAUGUUUCUGCAGUAAUCUCUCCACAGAUGGGGAAGCAGGUCGUGGCCUUUCUGGCAGCAAUGGAAAUUAUGGCAGAACAAUUUCCCGGAGCCUUCUCAGGUUACUCCCUACAGGUGAUGGAGUCACAUCAAGCAGGCAAGCUGGAUGUCUCAGGAACUGCGAAAGCUGUCAUUUCUUGCUUUGAAAAGUUAGGGGUGUCUUUCGACAUGAAUCAGGUACAACUGAUCAGGGAUCCUAAACAGCAAAUCGAGAUGGUUGGGGUGCCAGAGGAACAUCUGGCCGGUCAUGCGUUUCAUAUGUACCACCUGACAUCCCCCGAUCAGACAGUUUCAUUCGAGUUCCAGCACAAUGUCUGUGGUAGAUCGAUCUAUGCUGAGGGAACCGUUGAUGCUGUACUGUUCCUUGCGAAGAAGCUCGAGGAGAAGGCGGACAAGCGGAUUUACAAUAUGAUCGAUGUGUUGCGCGAAGGCAACAUGCGGUGAUUCGGCGACUCUUCAGAAAACAUCCAGAGCCCCCUACAAGGCAGACUACAUUUCAAGGCUUUCUCGCUUUUUUCUUGCCGUUCAUAUCGAGUGGAUCUGCUAAUCUGUUGUGAUUAGCGGUGGUAGUUCAGAUGCAGAUGUAGUGCGAGCUUCCAAGUCGAGAAGCCCUGAACUAUAUUUGUUGUAUCAAAUUAAUUUCCUUUUUAAAAAGCAAUAAAGCUCGUCUAAUUAUCAUUGAAAAA
Punica granatum (pomegranate) is the source of this 1422-nucleotide messenger RNA. The record is from RefSeq and is a predicted model, not a curated record. NCBI's taxonomy places the organism in Eukaryota, Viridiplantae, Streptophyta, Magnoliopsida, Myrtales, Lythraceae.